GCUUUCACUGCUGAGCGAGCAAAGCAUGCCUCAGUAUCAGCUGAGAGGAAAGAAACAGAAAACAUAUCAAGGAAGAGGCGCAACUCAGGCAGAAGUUGAGAGGAAGAACAGAUGGCGAGGAGGUGAAGGAGAGGAGAUCAUGAAGAAGACUUGACAACGUGAGAGGGAGGACACUUCAUGUGAGGGAAGAGGAAAGGAGGCUUGAAGAGAAAGACGAGGGGAGGGUUCAGGGCGAGACAAAUGGGGGGCUGGGAGUUGUUGAUGGGUUUUUGAUUUGUGCAUGUGCAUGGAUGUGGGUGGAGGGAGGUAGACAGGAAGAAAACAUACCAAGAGAGAGCGCCAGAGCAAGCGUUGGACAUCCUGACAGAACAAACGGAGACGCACAACAACUUUGACUCUUCCUUUCUCACCACGACCUGUUGAGGAGGAAGGAAACGACAGAAACAAAAACAACGGAGGACGGCGGCGUCACCCAUCCACCAGAAACCGAUGGUGAGAGACUUUGACAAGCUGCAUCUUUCCGACAGGGGGCUCCGGUUGGAAUGACCCAGCCAUGAUGCCACAGCCAUGCCCCACCUGUCGCCCAGGUGUUCCCGGACGGAGAGCCUGGCCAUCCGCCGGUCUUAGAGGGGGUGCCAACAGAACCAUCAGUCAUCAGGACUCAGAGAUAUUCCCUCCCCAGAGCCGUCUGCAGUACUGACGCUGUGCCCCUGCUGGACUGCGCUCAUUUGUCGUCGCCUUCACUCCCGCUGGGGCUUGAUUACCUUUCUCGGGGUGCUGCUGUUAUUCGCAGCAGCUGCCAUGAAGAUGGAGGCGUUCUUCUUGUGCAGACGCAUCAGUUAGAUGCUGUUCCAGAGAUUUCUCAUUCUAUCAGACUGAAUGAGACACAGACGUGCACAGAGGCGUGUGAUCCAGCUUCUCGACUCACAUGCAUUGAUGACAAACUUCUCCUCAUCUUCAUCCACCUCCUGUCAGUUGUGAGGAUCUUCAAAGCAGAGUUUCCCCCCAUAGUGAGGACUGCAAAAGUGACACCAUGCGGCACAUUCACGUGGAGCUGGCCCACAAAAAGGCCCCACUAGAGCUUCCGGCCCAGGAGGGGGACCUGCCUCCAACUGCGGCCCCGACGAACGGCCUCGACCCCGGGGUUCGAGCCGGGGCGCUCAGACAUUUGGGUCAGGAGGAAAUGCGCUUGCAAAAAGUCUACCAGUUGUCCAUUUUCUCGCAGAUGGGGGGGUUCUCUACCUCUGCGGGAUCGUACAGCGACGCCCAGCAGAGGCAGCAGAGAAAGAGGGGCGCCGAGGAGCCACAGCUGACUCACAAGCGCUCCCACCUGGACGGCUCCUCGGACGGGCCGGCGCUGGAGGGAGGGGUGUUAUGUGGUUCAGCUCCAGCUCUCGGGAUUGGGAUGGGGUUAGCGACGGAGCCAGGGGAGCCCGGGUCCCCGUAUUCUUACAUGCAGUUGGAGUCUGAGGGGGGGCUGUCUCCCAGAUCUCCCCCUCUCUCCCCAAGCCACAACCCUUCCCGGCGCUCCUCUCACUGCAACCGCGACGGUCCAGUUACCGACGCUUUCGCCCCACUUUCUCCUAAAUCGCCCCCCAUGUGUGACCAGGGCCAUUCUUACUCCAGCUCAAUCAGAGCCGAGACCACCAACGGGAGCCGCACGCCCACCCACCACAUAGGAAGCCCUGUGCAUGAGGGCUACACCACCAGCUCGUCUGGAGGUCAGCCGACCCCCCACCUGUACGAAAUGCCCACAUACGAGUCUCCAAACCCCGCCAGCCCCACCAGUCCUCCAGGUCCCUUCUCCCCCCCACACCACACAGAACUGCAGGAACCAGGGGUGGCCACCGAAUGGGAUGCUGGACUUGAAUCUUCCCCGCCCGAGCGAAGCGCCACCUCCACCGGCAUGGCCUUCUGGGAGAAGACCCCCUGCAGUAACGGGCACCGUCUAUUCUCUGGGGGCCACGUCGCAGCAAAGAAGAGACUGCUGUCGCCCAGCGACACCACCGACUCCUGCUCGGAGGACGAAGGUCCCUCCACGUCUAAGAGAAGCCGACUGUCGCUGCUGGCUUCAGGACCGGGCCCGGCGUCGUGCCGCAGCACUGAUGCUAAAGCCGCUCCGUACUGGAACCACCUGCUGCCCACGGCGCGGGACAGGCCUAAGAGCGCCACAGACUGCAGCAGACCCGGGAGGCGCCUCAAGAACGGGCUUCGGCUGAAGAGCCGGCAGCUUCGCAGCGGAAGGCAGACCGACGCCGGUCGCUCCCGACGCUCCGGUUGGCCCUCGUCUUCCAUCAGCAGGUCACUUCUUGGCAACUUUCAGGAGUCCAUGUUGAAGGGCCGCUUUUCUCCAUCGGGGCAGAUCGAAGGUUUCACGGCGGAGAUUGGUGCCAGCGGCUCCUACUGCCCGCAGCACGUCACCCUGCCCGUGCAGGUCACAUACUACGACAUCUCGGAGCACAGCGCCCCCUCGCCCUUCCUGGGGGUGAUAUCCCUCGAGCCUCUUGGAAAGAAAGGAUACAGCAUACCCAAAGCAGGGACCAUUCAAGUGACCUUAUUUAAUCCAAACAAAACUGUGGUGAAGAUGUUCCUGGUGACUUACAACUUUAGCGAUAUGCCCGUCAAUCACAUGACCUUCCUGCGCCAUCGCAUCUUCCUGGUGCCAGUGGAGGAGGGCGCUGAGACAACUCCAGCGGGCGGAGUUCAAGACAGGAAGAAGAUUCUCUGCUACCUGAUACAUCUCAGAUUCCAGAGCUCCAAAUCUGGGAAGAUCUACUUGCACAAUGAUAUCCGGCUGCUAUUCUCCCGUAAAUCCAUCGAGGUGGACACAGGGAUUCCAUAUGAGCUGAAAUCUUUCACCGAGGUGCCAAAAAACCCUGAAUAUUCUCCCCGCGAGUGACUCCUCUUUUCCCUGGCCUGACCUUCGAAAGGUCUCCGACGCAGCCCUUCUUGUAGCUCCAGGAAGCGGACUGCAGCAGUGGUGGACACAAGCCUAGAGGAGGCGUGCCACAAGCACACAGACGCAUACAGAACCGGUCUUUGGGAAAGUCCACUUUUUAAUGUCUGGAGGUUCUUCACUCGUCCUGGACUUUAGCGCAGGGGCUGACCAGCCUGAUCAAAAAGAAGGACUUUUUCCAACGACCUCAUCUGUACGAGGAAGGAAAUGCACAAACGCCGACACCCACGUCCACACAGACUGACGGAACCCAUGCACAUCACACGCAGCAAGUGGUGGUUACUCUUUUAGCGCAGUGUUAACUUGCAUGCCUUGUGACUUAAACACGGGAUUUUUUUCCUCUAGUGCCGUAAAUGCACAUUGUCCUUCAUUCUGCCUGCAGCCUCAGCGGACCAAAAAAAUAUCUGCCCCUGCAAAAAAAACCAAAAAAAAACAAAA
This is a messenger RNA of Oryzias melastigma (Indian medaka), 3394 nucleotides long. It is a transcript of the gene atosb, whose product is annotated as protein FAM214B. The record is from RefSeq and is a predicted model, not a curated record. Lineage: Eukaryota; Metazoa; Chordata; Actinopteri; Beloniformes; Adrianichthyidae. The coding region runs from base 1034 to 2899 and encodes 621 amino acids. The transcript is spliced from 10 exons.